AUGUCUGGUCAAGGAUCAUAUCUCUCGGCACAGAAGGGCUUCCUCUCGUCGGGCAACGGCCGUCCAGCGCCGAAGCAGCAGAACUUCCUCGUGCGCUUCAUCAACCAACAGAUUCUUGCGCCCGAACACCGCCCCGGCAAUUUGUCCAUUGUUUGGGGUCUCACCGUCUUCACCGCCGGCAUCGUUGUUGCGAGGAAGUUCGGCGAUCUCAUCACGCCCGUUUUCUAA
Messenger RNA from Kalmanozyma brasiliensis GHG001, 228 nucleotides. RefSeq lists its product as uncharacterized. NCBI's taxonomy places the organism in Eukaryota, Fungi, Basidiomycota, Ustilaginomycetes, Ustilaginales. The record is from RefSeq and is a predicted model, not a curated record. The transcript is spliced from 2 exons. Bases 1 to 228 code for a protein of 75 amino acids.